GGCCCUGGCACUGGGCUGGCCGGCGGGGAGGCGCCCGGGGGGGGGGGGCGCGGCGCGGGGGGCUCCAAGCAGGAGCCGCUUUCCUCGGGAGCCGGCAGCUUCCACUUCCCUGUCCCCGCCUCCUGGGGCCGCCCUGCUUGGGCGAAUCAGAAGGCAGCGCGGAGAUGGUCCCCUGCGGGAGGACAGCCGGGCCUCUGUGGGGUUAAGCGGACCCAUCAGGAAGUGCACGGCUUUCCUCUGGCCCCACCCGCCCUCUGUCCCGGCAGCCCGGCAGUCCUGCCACACACUGAAUCGGGCGGCCCAGGCUGACCGGUGUCCGGCUAGGUGGCCCAGGAGGACCCCGAGGUAGGCCGGCCUGGUGCCCUUGCUUCAGAUGGUUGGGAAGCCGCUGUGGCCCAGCUCAGGCUUGGGGCAGGGAGCGGGGUCUGGAGUAAAUACCCCAGGAGGGCAUCAGGUGGCCUCGCUCUGCUGCCCUGUCCCCUUCACAGCCACCCGGUACCUGCUGGUCGUUUCACUGGAAUUAGCAGCAGGGCAUUGUCAGGUGUGGGACGCGUGGACAUCAGGCUAGGAAGGCGGGGACCGGGCCAGACACUCCAAAGACCCCAAGUUGCUGGUGUUUUCAUUCAAUGCUUUGUCUGUUGCUGGGUGAGCGGGCUGACAGGGCAGCGCGAACCUGCCGCCAGCCGCGUCUCUAGGAGGGUGGCCCAGUCCCUUUGGGCUGGAAGCCGGUGUUUCCCACACAGGUCAAAGGCUCAGCCUGCGACGGCGGGGUCAGGGUCUCCGUCCCCACCGCUGGGAGGAGGCCACCACAUGGCUGCUCCCGGCUCGGCCUGGCCCUGGAGAGAGUGGUUCCCCCACUGGUAGUGUAGAAGGGAAUAGCGGCGGGCGGUUCCAGCGUAGGUGGUCCCCUGUCGGAGAGCUGGCCUGACAGUCCCCAAGAGUGCGGCCAAGAGCAGGCCUCGCCUGGGAGGCAGACAGGAGGAGCCUGGACGGCUGGUGUCCCAGAGGCUGGAGGAGGCACGGAGCUGCGUUCCAGGCCAGCCCCGGGCGACACAACCACCCCUCCCAGUGCGCCCGGGCCCCUGGCUCUCCCUCCACCGUGGGCCGUCCACAGUCAUCCUUCCUGGAGGGCACCCUGUCACCGAGCCUGACCCGGAGCAGGCCGGCCCGGAAGCUGCUAGGUGACUGUUGCGUCACCAGCUGCGGAAGGAGAGGAGGAGAUGGGAGUGGAUGUGAGCAGGCACUGCCCCGCGAGGAAGGAGGCAGUCCCGCCAGCACAGCCUGGCACCUCGGGGGCUGGGGCUGGGAUCCCUCCCCCGUGUGCCAGGGAGGUUGUGCUGCCGCCUGCCCCGACUACGCCAUGUCCGACUACGAGAACGAGGACGAGUGCUGGAGCGCCCUGGAGGGCUUCCGUGUGAAGCUCAUCUCCAUCAUCGACCCCGCCCGCAUCACGCCCUACCUGCGCCAGUGCAAGGUCCUGAACCCCGAUGACGAAGAGCAGGUGCUCAGCGACCCCAGCCUGGUCAUCCGCAAGCGAAAAGUGGGUGUGCUCCUGGACAUCCUGCAGCGGACUGGCCACAAGGGCUACGUGGCGUUCCUAGAGAGCCUGGAGCUCUACUACCCGCAGCUGUACAGGAAGGUCACGGGCAAAGAGCCCACCCGCGUCUUCUCCAUGAUCAUCGACGCAUCCGGGGAGUCGGGCCUGAUGCAGCUGCUGAUGAGCGAGGUGAUGAAGCUGCAGAAGAAGGUGCAGGACCUGACGGCACGGCUGGGCUCCAAGGAUGACCUCGUGAAGGAGCUGAGGGUGAAGGACAGCCUGCUGCGCCAGCACCGGGAGCGCGUGCAGAGGCUCAAGGAGGCCUGCGAGGUGGGCGGCCGCGAGCUCCAGCGCUGCAAGGACGAGAACUACGACCUGGCCCUGCGCCUGGCCCGGCAGAGCGAGGAGCGGGGCGCCGCGCUCAUGCGCAACCGCGACCUGCAGCUGGAGAUCGACAGGCUCAAGCACAGUCUCAUGAAGGCAGAGGACGAGUGCUCGGUGGAGCGCAGGCACACGCUGAAGCUCAAGCACGCCAUGGAGCAGCGGCCCAGCCACGAGCUGCUGUGGGAGCUGCAGCAGGAGAAGGCGCUGCUGCAGGCGCGGGUGCAGGAGCUGCAGGCCUCCGUCCAGGAGGGGAAGCCAGACCAGAGCAGCCCCUACAUCCAGGUGCUGGAGGAGGAUUGGCGGCAGGCGCAGAGGGACCUCCAGGAACAGACCGCCACCAUCUUCUCCCUGCGCAAGGACCUGCGCCAGGCCGAGGCCCUGCGCGCCCGGUGCACGGAGGAGAAGGAGAUGUUCGAGCUGCAGUGCCUGGCCCUGCGGAAGGACUCCAGGAUGUACAAGGACCGCAUCGAGGCCAUCCUGCAGCAGAUGGAGGAGGUCGCCAUCGAGCGGGACCAGGCCAUCGUGACGCGGGAGGAGCUGCACGCACAGCACGCCCGCAGCCUGCAGGACAAGGACGCGCUGCGGAAGCAGGUCCGCGAGCUGAGCGAGACGGCGGAUGAGCUGCAGCUGCAGCUGUUCCAGCGCGAGGGCCAGCUGCUGGCGGCCGAGGGCCGCCUCCGGUGGCAGCAGCUGGACACGUCCGUCCUGAGCUCCGACCUAGAGGACGGCUCACCGAGGAACUCCCAGGAGCUCUCGCUCCCCCAGGACCUAGAGGAGGACGCCCAGCUCUCAGACAAAGGUGGCCCGGCCAUCGGGGAGAGCCCUGAGCAGCCCUUUGUGGCUCUGCAGAAGGAGCGGCUCUCACUGACCCCCAAGCAGGACGCAGGCCUGAGCGGCGGGGAGCCCCCCGAGAAGGAGAAGGGGCGGCGGCGUCUCAAGGAGAGCUUCGAGAACUACCGGAGGUGGGCCCGCGUGGGCGGAGGGCGAGGGGGGCUAGGGAGCGGUGGCCCCGCGCACACCUGCGCCCACCUGCGCCGCCUGGGUCUCCCGCAGGAAGCGGGCCCUCAGGAAGAUGCAGCACGGCGCGAGGCAGGGGGAGGUGGACUGGGAGAAUACCACGGGCAGCGACAACACCGACACCGAGGGCUCCUAGCCGGCCCCUCCGUCCAGCCGCCCGUCGUGGGAGGAGGACACGGCGCCACCUGGGAGCUGCCUCGCUAGGCCGCCUCUUCCUUGGCGAGCACAGGCUUGUUCUAUCUCUGUGUGAUGCACGCGCGUGCUGCAGUGUUAAAAAUGCAUCCCCGUCAAUAAACGACCGCAGUCCGGACACCACCGCCUCCGACGGUCUUGCUGCCGCGCGCAC
Messenger RNA from Lagenorhynchus albirostris (white-beaked dolphin), 3284 nucleotides. It is a transcript of the gene CARD9, whose product is annotated as caspase recruitment domain family member 9. NCBI's taxonomy places the organism in Eukaryota, Metazoa, Chordata, Mammalia, Artiodactyla, Delphinidae. Bases 1361 to 3142 code for a protein of 593 amino acids. Gene Ontology annotation, biological process: regulation of apoptotic process; positive regulation of canonical NF-kappaB signal transduction. The transcript is spliced from 12 exons. The record is from RefSeq and is a predicted model, not a curated record.